Molecule: messenger RNA, 2779 nt
Organism: Cladophialophora immunda
Lineage: Eukaryota; Fungi; Ascomycota; Eurotiomycetes; Chaetothyriales; Herpotrichiellaceae
Exons: 2
Coding region: 753-2024 (423 amino acids)
Biological process (GO): protein polyubiquitination; proteasome-mediated ubiquitin-dependent protein catabolic process; protein monoubiquitination
Cellular component (GO): nucleus; ubiquitin ligase complex; cytosol
Molecular function (GO): ubiquitin protein ligase activity; ubiquitin conjugating enzyme binding; cyclin binding
Source: RefSeq, a predicted model, not a curated record
GUAGUAUCAAUCACCAUCUUCCUUCGAGGGGACAAACACACCCACCCACCAUAGCACACUCGCACACAGAAACACCACCGUAUUGCCCAUCGCCAAAGCGCCACCAUCGUCACGCAUCUCUCUCCCUCGCGGUGGCAACCCGUGCAGGUGUGCUCAGAUCAGCCCCCUCGCUUCAACCAGCACCCACACCUUCGCCUUCCGUGAUCGCGUCGUUGGGCAUCGCUGGCCUCAGUCGGUGCUUGGCAAGGCAUCCGCUUUGGGCGCAAGGCUCCUUUUCUCGCCAUCACCAGCAUCGCCAGCAUCGCCCGUCCCGUCAACCACGUUCCCAUCUUUCUCCCAUCCACUGUACCCAUUUGGAAGGCGUGGAAACCAACACCUCCAAACGUCAGCUCGGCAGCGAACCGAGGCCGUUUUCCAUCAACCACCCACCACCAGCCCAUUCCCUCGAUCCGGUCUAGGUGCUCCCUUCACACUGCUCUCGUCCAGCCUGGCCGACACUCUUACAGGCGACUCGGCUCAUCUUUGCCAUUUGGACAUCUCGACCAGCCGUUGUACACCCCUCUGGCGCCUCCGAAAAGGGCAGUCAUGUCAACGAUCCUCGCCUCGUCCUGAAAAAGAGUCACCUUGGUGGGAUUCCCGAGAGAUCGGCCGUUAGGUGAAAGCCCUGUUCGGUCCAAAACCCCACAUGUGCUCGCAAAAGUCCCGGUUGCGCACCAUCCAUAUUCCUGAAACAAGUUCAGGGCUGCCAUGUUAUGUCACGCCACCAGGGGCUCGCAAUCAUGCCUAAACCGAAAAUCGUGCUUUACGCGGAAACUCUGACCCACAUCGGGCAAUUAACUCUACAUGCCUCCCUUCAAACGGAAAAGAACGAACACACGAAAAUCCUGCUUUCCUCGGAUAAGAAAGUCAUUACCGCCAUUCACGACGGGGAAUCGUCCAGUAUCUAUCUCCCGACCCAGAUAUCGGGCACUGCUCACGUCACGUUUCCCAUCGACAAGAGGACAGAAAUCUCGACGCGUCUGCAGAUAGACGACGUCGGGCAGCUAAAGCCGACGACUGAGGGACUGAGCGAUGUUGAAGCUCCUUGGUCUGCAGUCAGCCUGCAUGCACGUAGUUCUAUCUGCUGCGGCCAAUGCGCUGCUGCUAUUCUGGUGACGGACAAAGUCACGACCUGGAAAGAUUUGCCAAGCGAAAACUGGGCGGAAUUGAUGGACUUUUGGUUCUGCCAUAAGCCUCACAACAAGCAGUCCCCUCAGGAUCAUGCAGCCCAGUCCGCAAACCUCGCCGCAAAGGGUAAAGUCACGCCCACCCCGGGUGUGGGUUUGGUGGAUAUGGUUUCGUUCCUGUUGUGCGGAGAAGACUGUGCAAACAUCAAGGUGGCCAAGGACCCGACGAAGGCAGGCGUCGAUAUCCUGCGAUGCGCCUCUUGCAAGAGCUGUCUCGGAUCUGGCGCAGAGGACGAGAAAAGCUACCGUCUUUAUAAGUCCCGUCUGGCCGUAAUUCCAGAGCCAGGCCAAGCGCCACAGAGAUUCCCGGCCGCCGUCUUCCUGACCGCUCAACUGCUGUCUCUGAUUGGGAGCUCGGUAAGUCGCAGGGUCGUCGUCCAUGACGACGGGCGAUCUGAGUCCGAGGGCGGCCGUCAAGGUCUUCUCCUUUGGAUCUUCAACCCUGAUAUUUACUACUCCAGCAGCAAACGUGGACCCACGGCCCACCGCGCUAUGAAGGUAUUCUACAAAUCCCUUCCUCGUCCGGAGGAGUUUCUGGACGGCGCGGGUUCGAACUGCGAAGAGCUUGUCGUUCCCGAGGAGGACUUUUCUGGAUUCAAACAGACCUUACAAGAGAGCACAGACAUCCUCCCUCCGUCGGCGCGGACUUUCCAGGACUGGGACGUCGGCCUUCUGGACCGAUGGGAAAAGAAUGCGACAGGUUCCGCGAAGAUGGACCAAAACCCGUUGAACAAGAAAGUGGAGGAAGGGUUCGAGCUAUUCAAGUUGCCCGCGGGAAUGAAUGAGCUUUAUCUCUGAGAUCUGCGUCCCAAAUCCCGUACGCAUCAACCGACUUCGCACGAUUCGGAGAGCCUACCGUACCGAUAAAAAUCUGAUGUCGACCAAAAUUGCUGCGGACGCUGUCUAUCUCGUGGAAAUCGGUCGGACGGAGCCUCCAAAUUUGCAGCGUCGCCCAGGAGCAGUGUUGCUUCGACAUCACAAAUUGGACGAGUUGAGGGGCUUAAACGCUCAAGGAGCAAAAAAGAGUUGUUGACAUUCUGCGCAGAAGACGACACCAUCUUACGGCCCAUCUCGGGGGGCCAAGUGGCAACAACAACCUUGGAUCACCUCCGAGCACAUUGUCAUGGGUGCUGGUGUCGAUUCAUGCACAAUGACAGAAAGGCGUACUCCACAGUCCUGCGGAGCUGACAGCUGUGAUCCCCUGGUGAUGGGGUCAAUACGCGCGGGUCCGCAGGCAUUUUGCGGGUGCCUUGUAAGCUCCCCUCUCAUGCAAAGGGAAAGUGCGAAAGCGAGCCUAGACUUCUAGGGUGCAUUCAAUGGAGGCGGACUGUCGAAUACCCAUAUACUUACAAACAUGAUGCCGCUGGAAGAUGAUGGGUCAUCUAUCAACAUAUGAUGAUGCGGUGGCUGAAAAUUGCACCACUGAGCCUUUCUCUCGACAUUUCUGGUCAUGUCGAUAAAAUAAUCGACCUGCUCUUGGGAAGAUCCAGGGCAAACCAAAUGCUAGAAUUUAUGAAUUUAUCUUGUUCCGCGAAUGAAACCGUGGAGCCUUC